This is a messenger RNA of Lodderomyces pseudojiufengensis, 1410 nucleotides long. Its product is annotated as ribosomal biogenesis LAS1 family protein. The coding region runs from base 1 to 1410 and encodes 469 amino acids. NCBI's taxonomy places the organism in Eukaryota, Fungi, Ascomycota, Pichiomycetes, Serinales, Debaryomycetaceae. Gene Ontology annotation, biological process: maturation of 5.8S rRNA; maturation of LSU-rRNA. Gene Ontology annotation, cellular component: preribosome, large subunit precursor; Las1 complex. The transcript has a single exon. Gene Ontology annotation, molecular function: endonuclease activity. The record is from RefSeq and is a predicted model, not a curated record.
AUGAAAAUAACACCGACCAUCACUGCCUAUAGAAGUGAAAGAGAUCUAAUACAAUUGAAAAAAUGGUUUUAUGAUUUUACAGCUAAGGAUGAUCAUCGUCAAAAAGCUAUUGAUGCGGUUGGAGCUAUGUUAACAAGAGGUAGAUUACCACAUGGAAUAGAAGCAACAUCAUUAUUAUCAUCAGUCAUAUUAACAGACAUCAAAAAUCCUAAUUUGGAACCAAAUGUUAUACAAUUAUCAUACACUAUGGCUAUUAUACGAUUUGUUAAUGGAAUUAUUGAUCCAUUACAAAAAUCAGUUUAUGCUGUGCCAAUGCAAUUAUUAGCUAGACAAUUAAAUUUACCUACAUCUUUUAUUGAAUUGAGACAUAUGGGAACUCACGAAAAUCUUCCGAGUUUAGAAAUGUUACGAUCAGCAAGUGAGAAUGCAUUAAAUUGGUUAUUCGAUCAUUAUUGGUGCCAUAUACAAGAGGAUAUUGAGGAUGAGAAUCAUCAAGAAGAUGACGUAUUUCUGGAAGUCGUUAACUUUAGAUCUAAUCAAUUUGAAAGACUCAUUGAUGAGUAUCUGAUUUACGAUAAUCUCAAGUUUUUCAAAAAAGAACGUAAGGAUGAUUUGAACUCAUCAUUGGAGACAAAUACUGAUAUUAAAUUUAAAAAAUGUUUGAAAGACAUAAUUGAGUUUGGGAAUUCCGAUCCAGUGCUAUUCAUCGAUAUAUUGAUUAGAAAAUUUUAUAUCAUAUACCCGGAUAAUAAGUUGAAAGCCAAAAAAAUUAAGUACAAUCCAUUAUUGGAGAAACUAUAUACACCCUUGUUUGAUAACUUAAAAGUUGAGUUUCAUUGUAAAUUCAUUGAUAUUGUUUCAAAUUUGGUUGAUGGCAAUGAGGUAAGUGAAGUCAGUAGAAAACUUUACAAAAAAAUUGGACUUCGAAUUAUUUUAACCAAAAGCGAAACUGAUCAGUUACUCGAGUGGACACCUUAUUUCAUUAAAUUCAUCUUCAAAACGCCAUUCUCAAUGAUUCCCAAAACAUUGUGCAAAACACCAACUGAACUUCUUGAUGCCACGGUUAACAAAAUAAGACUGAUCUAUAGACUGGACAAAGCUAUGGAAAGAUUGCUGAAGCAGAUUUUGGAAGUAGCAACAGAGGAAAAUCAUGGCAAGGAGAUGUUGAAUCAAUUAUCAGAGUUGAUAAGGACGUCUGAAGUUUCUGGAACGAAUAAAAAUAUAUUGGAAUUACCUCCAUCGAUUGAUGAUAUAUUGGCUGAAAAAUCUGCUACAAAGAGAUCAGCCGAUGACGAUAGAGAGGAUGAAAUUAAAAAUAAAAGACGUAAAAAUGAAGUGAAUGGUAAAAAUGUUUAUUUGUUAGAGCAGCACGAUGAUUGGAGACCGACUCCUUUCGGAAUGAGUGUCUAG